Messenger RNA from Penicillium cosmopolitanum, 1164 nucleotides. RefSeq lists its product as uncharacterized. Gene Ontology annotation, molecular function: glycosyltransferase activity. The transcript is spliced from 3 exons. NCBI's taxonomy places the organism in Eukaryota, Fungi, Ascomycota, Eurotiomycetes, Eurotiales, Aspergillaceae. The record is from RefSeq and is a predicted model, not a curated record. The coding region runs from base 1 to 1164 and encodes 387 amino acids.
AUGGCAGCUAAGGAUUCGGCAUUCCCUCUUCGUCGAGGGUCAGAUGCCUCGGAAAAAGACUUUUUCGAUAUCCCGGACGAAUCGUGGUCAGCGAUGGCCAAACGCCAACUACGACACAUCCGCACUUGGGUCAUUCUCUUCGCCCUCAUUGUCUACUGCUUGUGGCCGAAAUCGAUACCACUUCCUCCGCAGCCAAAUCCCCAUAUUCAUUAUGAUGAGGUCGACUGGACGCGCUAUGCCUACACAACGUACGCGACUAGCGAGACAGAUCUAUGCAAUUCCUUAAUGGUUUACGCGGCUUUGCAGCGCUUCCAAUCCAAGGCGGAAAAUCUGCUAUUCUACCCAGACGAGUGGGAUCUCAUUAUUGACGACGACUCUGAUCGCAUCAGCGAGCUUCUGAUCCUGGCCAAAAGUAGAUAUAAUAUCCAGUUGUCGCCAAUCAAGGUCGAGGCAAUCAAGCGACCGUCUGAACGAUUUGCCGACGCAACCUGGGAUGUCAGUUCGGCCAAAUUGAACGCAUUCGGCGUCAUCCAAUACGAUCGCGUUAUUCACCUCGACUCCGACAUCACCCUACUCAACCACAUGGAUGAGCUAUUCUUCCUCCCACCCACCGUUGCCGCCAUGCCUCGAGCCUACUGGACACUCCCCGACUCCCACACCCUCAGCUCCCAGAUUGUCGUUAUCGAGCCCUCGUACAAGGAAUUCCUGGGAUUGCAGGAAUUGACCCGUCUCGCGACCCAUGGCCAAUUGGAUAUAUGGAACGGGACAGAGGGAUUGGAUACGGCGAUUCUAAACCAUCGCUAUGGGGAUAAUGCUAUGGUUCUUCCCCACAAGGAGUACGGCCUACUCACGAGCGAGUUCCGCAGAAAGGAACAUAAGAAUUUCCUGGGCACGGAGAAGGACUGGAUUCCUGACAAGGUCAUGGCGGAGAGCAAGUUUGUGCAAUUCUCGGAUGACCCCUUGCCCAAACCUUGGGUUAUGUGGCCGCAGGAAAUGCUGGCAGAGAUCCAGCCUAAGUGCGACAGUAAACCCGGGACAUCUGAGGAGAGUGGAUGUCGCGAUCGAGAAUUAUGGAAAGAACUCUAUGAUCAUUUCCGGAGGCAGCGAAAGGUGUGUAUGCCCCUGUUCUGUUUGUGCGCGCGCGUGACGUUUGCAGGUUACUGA